AGGUGCGUCGUGGCUCGUUUUGCAUUCGAGGGGGAGGAGGGGGAGCUGUCCUUCACUGAGGGUGAUGUCAUCACUCUAAUGGAAUAUGUAAAUGAGGAGUGGGGGCGUGGCCUCCUGAACGGACAGACGGGGAUCUUCCCUCUCAGCUUCAUCCAGGCUAUAGAGGAAACUGAAGCGUUGCCAAGGAAACCGGCUCUGGAAUCUCCUGCGCCCCCUGCAGGAGCGAGAAUCAGAGGACGAGCACUUUAUGAUUUCACUCCUGAGUGUGAGGACGAGCUCUGUCUGAAGGCAGGAGAUGUGGUGUGUGGUUUGGAGGACAUGGAUGCUGAGUGGUUCCUCGGAGAAUCCGGAGGGAAACGUGGCAUCAUUCCCAAAAACUACAUCCAAGUGCUGCUGGACCCCUGAACACACGGGCUGUCCUGUCAUGUGCCUGAUGAGCGUUUCUGCAUUUGCCUUAAUUAGAUGUAAUACAGUUAAAGGAGGUUAGUGAGGGGAUCUCCUGUACUGUACUGACAUGUGUGUGUGUGUGUGUGUGUAUGUGGCCAGAUGAACUUGUUUACAGUUUUAACCCACAUUAAACUGAUCAGUUAUUAAGCAUUGUUCU
Molecule: messenger RNA, 604 nt
Organism: Sinocyclocheilus rhinocerous
Lineage: Eukaryota; Metazoa; Chordata; Actinopteri; Cypriniformes; Cyprinidae
Product: SH3 domain-containing protein 19-like
Exons: 3
Coding region: 79-405 (108 amino acids)
Molecular function (GO): protein binding
Source: RefSeq, a predicted model, not a curated record